Messenger RNA from Carya illinoinensis, 1238 nucleotides. RefSeq names its product zinc finger SWIM domain-containing protein 7. Gene Ontology annotation, cellular component: Shu complex. The coding region runs from base 478 to 978 and encodes 166 amino acids. Lineage: Eukaryota; Viridiplantae; Streptophyta; Magnoliopsida; Fagales; Juglandaceae. The transcript is spliced from 5 exons. Gene Ontology annotation, biological process: double-strand break repair via homologous recombination. Gene Ontology annotation, molecular function: zinc ion binding. The record is from RefSeq and is a predicted model, not a curated record.
ACAAAAGAAAGUCCGGAAAGUAUUUGGCUCAAAUUUAAAACGAGGGCGACCAGUGACCGAGAAUAUCUCCUUCAAAACCGGUUUGUAUGAUCAGAUUCGAGCGGACACACCCAACCCUCAACCUUUCCCUAAAAAAAAUCCCUAGAUUUUUCUUCUCAACCAAUUUCUUGGAAUAUUCUUUUCUAUCCUUCAGUUCUUUUCCUGCUGAUUUCAAAUUAUGAGAGAUCAAAUGGACCCGUUCUGGUUUAGGCAUUAACACAAGCACCUAGAUUACUGCCACAUGCCUUCAUUUCGUUGUUGUUACCUUUACUAGUUUCUGUUACAGGCUCUUAAACUGAUCGUAGAGCACUUGCCUUGUUUUGAAAAAACCAAAAAACAAAAAGUUUCAUUGGUUCUUGUUAGCUUUAAUUUGUUAGAAACCUUAGAAUUUUCCUUGCGGAGGCUUUCAAGUGAUUUUAUAGAACACUUUUACUUUGAAUGACAGAGGUUGUAGUAUGUCUAGCUUUUAAUAGCAAGAAAGCACACUUAGUAGUGCUAAGCAUUGAAAUUUAUGCUUUUGUAGAGGUAAAUGAAGCGACGAUGAGUGCAAGUAGUUUGGCAGCGGAGGCGGUUUGGAAAGACAUCGAAUCAACUCGUUCAGUGACAGAUGAUCAGCUCUCCAUCUUGCAUUUCUUGUUUGGUAAGAACUUUGAGCGAGCCACUAGGAUCGUGGAUCAAAGAGGUGUCAAGAGAAUUUCUGGGGAACCUAGCGGCCGUUUCGUCUUUCAGGUUAUGGGAGAAUCACAGAGGAAGGAGGAAUAUUUCUGCUUCGCCGAAAACUACUGUGCCUGUUAUUCUUUCUUCUAUGACAUUGUGAAUAGAGGAGAACAGCUUUGUUGUAAGCAUCAGUUAGCUGCAAGACUAGCUUUGUCGUUGGGAGUUUUUAUUGAAGUUAAGGUGUCUGAUGAGCAGCUAGCAGUACUGCUAUCAAAACUCUGAAGUCUUUUGGUGAAAGCCACUUUUGCAUUCAGUGUGAUAUGGAGCAUAAGCAAAGAACAUAGUUGAUGUGUUUAUUCAAUAGAAGUCAGGUGCGGCUGAAGAGCUAGGACAUUCAGUGGAUCACAGCUGAAUGUUUUCGUUAAUUUGUUCCAUUUUCAUUUUAUGAGGAACUGCUGCUGGGCAUGAAAUUUCGUGUCCAUAGGCACAGAAAUUAUAAAUUAGUGUACCUUCUUGGAAUGAAUUUGUAGAGGGUUUGAUCA